Messenger RNA from Gopherus flavomarginatus (Mexican gopher tortoise), 1560 nucleotides. It is a transcript of the gene PDLIM1, whose product is annotated as PDZ and LIM domain 1. Gene Ontology annotation, biological process: muscle structure development; heart development; actin cytoskeleton organization. The record is from RefSeq and is a predicted model, not a curated record. The transcript has 8 exons. Gene Ontology annotation, molecular function: actin binding; muscle alpha-actinin binding. The coding region runs from base 48 to 1211 and encodes 387 amino acids. Lineage: Eukaryota; Metazoa; Chordata; Testudines; Testudinidae. Gene Ontology annotation, cellular component: Z disc; filamentous actin; adherens junction.
AGCAGGAUCCCGGCUCGGCCAGAGCAGCAGCAGCCGCCGCCGCCGGAAUGAGCAGCCACCGCGUCGCCCUACAGGGCCCGGGGCCCUGGGGCUUCCGCCUGGUGGGGGGCAAGGACUUCGAGCAGCCGCUCACCAUCUCUCGGGUGACUCCUGGCAGCAAAGCAGCAAUAGCCAAUUUAUGUAUAGGAGAUGUCAUCAUGGCAAUUGAUGGGGAGAACACAGAUAACAUGACACACUUAGAAGCGCAGAACAAAAUCAAGAGCUGCAUAGAUGAAAUAACUCUGACAGUUGGCAGAACGGAAUCUAAAGUCUGGUCCCCUCUGGUGACAGAGGAGGGAAAGCCCAAUCCAUACAAGAUGAAUCUGGCAUCUCAACCCCAGAGACCAGCGCAGUUUCAGCGUGCGUUCAGCAUGACAUACCAGCCUUUAAAAUCACCCUCUGACCGCAACAGCUGUUUAUCGCCUCCUGGGUUCCAGGCACCUUUUGCAACGAUCUAUAAUCCUCUACAGCCGCACACCUCCUUGCCUCCAUUGCAAAGGAGGCACAGCACCUCCUCCAUCCCAAGCCAAGUGAGAGUGGGCCCCGAACAGCUAAAACAAGCCGCUCAGAUCUGCCCCAACAGCCCUGUGGAAGUGGAGGUGCCAGGACUCAAAGUGGUGCACGUGCAAUUUAAUUCCCCCUUGCAGCUCUAUUCCCAGAGAAACAUCCUGGAUACUUUACAAGGGCAGAUCUCUUCUGUUAGCCCUGCUUUUCCCAGUUUGGAGCAACAUAACCAGCCCUCCAAUAACCUUGUCAUAGACAAGGAGUCUGAGGUUUACAAGAUGCUCCAGGAGACUGAAGACCCAAAGGAACCACCCAGGCAAUCUGCUUCGUUCCUGGUGCUACAAGAAAUUUUAGAAUCUGAAGGCGAUCCCAAUAAACCUUCUGGAUUUAGAAGUGUGAAACCACCAAUGACAAAAGUUGCCUCAUCGAUCGGAAAUGCCCAGAAGCUGCCCAUUUGUGAUAAGUGUGGAUCCGGCAUUGUGGGGGCGUUUGUGAAACUGCGUGACAAGCACCGCCAUCCAGAGUGCUACGUGUGCAGCGACUGUGGGACAAACCUCAAGCAGAAAGGACACUUCUUUGUGGAAGAUUGCAUCUAUUGCGAGACGCAUGCCCGGGAGCGAGUGACCCCUCCUGAAGGCUAUGAGGUGGUCACUGUCUUUCCAAAAUGAAUGACAUCAUCGGCUCUGUAUUAUUUUUCCUACACUACUGUUUUCCAAAAAGCAGCCCCCCCUUAAACCUGCCUUGCAAUAAGCAAUGCUCGGCAUGGCUUUUCUUUUGCUGCCACAGUAACCCUCCAUCCGUUAGCCUUAGGUGCCACUAAUUGUUCAACACUUGCAUUUUUAAAAAUCUGCUCUGACAGAUCAGUUUGGAUCCCCUUUUUGUACUGUCCAAUCUUUCUCCCUUCACUGUCGAUUGCAGAUGAAAAUCAGAAGCCAAAGCUGAAGCACAGAAGCUGUGUGUCUCAGUUGUUUUUCCUUCUGUUCAUGUUCAAUAAACGUGAUGAAUCCACAAGGCAAA